CCCUUAAGAACGUGAGCCGUCCUCACUCCCAGGGUUCUUCAAUAUUUCCACGGCCGGAGUCGGCGCCAUUUUGAGAUGAACGAACGAAGGGGAGAAAUCCGCAGGCAGCCUCAGAGAAACGGUCACCCGACAGCUGGAGAGACCUAGCCUGGCAAAAGUUCUCUGGGGGAUCUGUGACAUUGUCGCAUCAACCAUCUGUUAGACGAAGUUAGAUAGUGAAACAACUUUCUACAGAGCCAGCAAAGGCUAUCUACUAACCAUUGAAGAAUUGUUUUAUGGUGCUCUUACCUGUUUUGAAUUAGACUCUCUCUUGUGCCAGAAGAAUGUCAUUCGAUGGAGUUCAACAAGAUCAUGGUCGUGGCAUGAAGAAAGACAAUUAUAAUAUUGGAUUCUUUCAGUCUGCAAACACCCAUGCAAAUCUUGGGAGAAUGAACCAAGGUGCACGAAUGGGUGGCUAUCUGAAUUUUGGACGUGGUCAGGCAGUGGGCCUACAAGCUAUGGAACAAAUGCAUCAGAAUAUAAUAUCUUCAGGUAUUGGUCCUUCUCGAUCCAGCAGUGGUUUGACUUCCUUGUUUGAUGUGAGCAGCCGUAAUCAGCCCUCACUUGCCGCUCAGAAACGGAUUGAUGCGGACAAGGCCGGUAAUAUUUUAACAACCUUUGGCCUUUCAUCCAGAGACUUGGAUGAACUGAGCCGCUAUCCUGAAGACCAACUUACCCCCGAAUCCUUGCCAGACAUUCUUUUGCAACUUAAAAGAAAAAGAAAUGAUGUUGGAGCAUCUUUGAAUUACAACAGAGGUGACAUUUCUUCUCGGGAAGAUCGUUCCUUCAGAGCCUCCCGUAGUGAGUGGGAGGAAGAAAGGCGCUUUCGGAAUAAUUUUGAAGGUCGUGAUCCUGAUGCUGAUCCUGUGGUCAAUUAUGACCAUGGUUCUUCUCGAGAGCUGAAUUUUAGAUAUUAUGACAGGAAGGACUAUGAGCCUGAACGAUUACGAGGUGAUGACUUCCGUAGGGAUGAUUUGCAUUUGUCUGACCCAAUGUAUAAAUAUGAUUCUGAUUAUGGAAAAAUGGGGCUGCCUUCUCGUGGCCAAGAAAGGUCCCUUUUUGAAAGAAAACGAGGAUCUCCUUCACUGAGCAACGUAAACGAUUACCAUGGCUUCUUGCCAGGAAUGUUCCCUCACUUGUGUUCGCUGUGUGAUGUAAAUGUUCAUUCUGUAAAGGAGUGGAACCAGCAUAAGAAUGAACCAGCACACAAAAGGCGUUGCUUGCUGCUGUUGGAGAUUUACCCUCAAUGGGUUCCGGAAGGUGUACCAUCUGCAAGGAGCAAUCCUGCUCGACAGUCCAAUUUUGCUCCAGAUGCUGCGUCUGCAAUCCUCGCAGCCAUCAGACAGUUGGAUGCACUGGACCCUCGUGGAGGCAACAGACAAGGUCAAAUCCAGAACAGGCGAAACAUGGCAGUGGAUGAACCUGGCCAAGUACUUCAUAUAACUGAAUUGCCCAAAGGAAAAUGCAAAGUGAAAGACAUUCUCAAACUUGCUCAACCAUUUGGAUCUAUUGCAAAGUAUUUGCUUUUAAAUACAAAGAGCGAGGGGUUUGUACAAAUGACCACAAGUGGACAAGCUCAAGCAGCAGUCGCCUAUUACAGUAUGAAUCCGGCAAUUCUUUAUGGCAAGAAAGUUCGAGUGGAUAUAUCUCUCAAAUACAAAGAGAUAGAUUUGAAGAAACAAAAACAAGAAAGUGGUGGCAGGGUGGCGCUUCUCCAGAACCUUCCUCCCUCUGGGUAUUCGGAUGCUGAUGUUGUGAAAAUGGGCACCAGCUUUGGGAAAGUACUUAAUUACAUUGUGAUGAGACUGAGGAACCAGGCCUUUCUGGAAAUGGAGUCAAGAAAAUGUAUGUUAGAAAUGGUUAAAUGCCACAAGAAAAACCCUCUAAUAUUUCGAGGUAGGAAGAUAACAGUGGAUGCAUCUCAGAAAUACAGAACUCUUGUACUGAAGAAACCAAGCAUUAAGGUUCAAGAAGUGUUGAAGGACCAGGAUAAACCAGAUAGAAGAAGACGACAUUCCCGCAGUCCUUUUAAGAAGAAAGUACCAAGCAAAUCUAGGAGCUCUCCAAAAGCUGAUGGGGAUAAAGGAGAGCAGGCAACCUCAGAGGGUUCACCUUCAAAAGCAAUCAAGAAAGAUAACUCUGAGGGAGAUAGUGAACUAGAAAUCAAAUCUGAAGAAAAAAAGGAAGAUUCACAAGAAGCAAUUGCAGUUGUUGAAAGUGAUGUGGAACUUGAUGAAGGAGGUAUGGUUGAGGGGCUCUGCAUUAGCGAAUCAGAGAAUGAAGCUGAUCAAGAAGAUUUACUGAAGGAAACGGUACAUGAGAUGGAAGGGUCUGACUCAGUGGAACCAGAUUCAAAAACAGACAUGGCAACAAGUGUGCAAAAUGCAUCAGGACCAGCUGAAACGUCUUCUCAAGAUGAAUGCAAAACCGACGGUACUCAAGUGGACUCUGAUAGCUGGUGCGGAUCCACUAUAAAAAAGCGGAAGAGAGGACGCCGUGGUGGUGUAAAAGUUCGUUUAAGGAUGCAACAAAGACUGACCAUGCAGUCUAUGGAGCCGAAGCAAGAAUGCUUUCCUGAAAACAUAGAUGAAUUUGUAACUGUGGAUGAAGUUGGUGAUGUGGAAGCUGGAAAUCUGGAUCUGGAAGAUCUGACACCUUGUGCAGAGAGUAGUAAACUGGAAACUGAUGAAGCCAAUGUAAGCAUUUUAACAGAGAAAUCAGAGGAUACCACUGAGCAAGAAGAAGAGGAUGUAGAGAAACCUAAAGUAAAACAUGGUCAAAAGAGGGGAAAGAGCAUCAAAACUAAAAGAACAGAAAGUGACCAAAAAGAUGGUAGUGAAGAUGGAAAUGAGCUGAUUGACAGUAAGAUGGAAUCAGAUGAAAAGAGUGAAAUGCAGGGAGAGACAAUCUCAACUUGUGCAGAACCGGAAAGCAAGCGUGCUCGAUCACGAUCUCCUACUCCAGAUGAGUAUCAACUUGGACCAUAUCAGCCCAACAACCCUAUAGGACUAGACUAUGUGGUUCCAAAGACUGGAUACUAUUGCACACUCUGCUGCCUCUUUUACACAAAGGAGGAAGUGGCAAAGAAAACCCACUGUAGCAGCCUGCCUCAUUAUCAGAAGCUGAAGAAAACCUUGAACAAGCAAGCUGAAGAUUACCGGAAAUCCAAAAGAGAACAAAGCCCUGAAGUGGAGAUCAAAGAAAUAACUGACCAGUGAUUCUACUUAUGAUAGUCUGUAACACCUAACCUAUUAGCUGCAAAUUCUUUUAGCAUCCUGGUUUUAUUGGUUAUUAUUUUUAAUGUUUAGAUGUCUUAAUUUUGUAAUGUACAGACAUGCAUGAAUAGAUUGGCAGCAGUGAUUUUGUUUGCAGUAACUAUUUAAGUUCUCAGGAAUAGGGACAGUCAACUUUCAAGGGUAUUGAAUUGAUGGAUUUCUAAGAUAUUGUUAGAAUAUCAGUUCUUGAGUUAUCCCAGGAACUGCUUUGGGUCAAGUACCAUAUCUGGGUUACUUUAUUUAAGGAAGUUGGUGAAUUUUGUAAGGUAGUAAUUGGAAAAUAUUUGGCAAAUGUCAAGUUUUAAUGUUGCAGGUAAAAGAAAACAGCUUACCAAGAAUAAGUUACAUGAUUACUGAAAUCUGUAGAAAUAUCUAAUAUUCAUUUGUUGGCCCAUAUUUGUACAAUAAUGAAGCUUGCAUGGCAUUGGUAUUAAAGGGGAAAGAAAGGAUGAAUGUGGUGUUGAUGGUGAGAUUUUUGAGCCAUCAAAAUGGUAGAAAUCCUGAUAAAUUUGUAAAGCAAUAUGCUCUACAGCUGUUAAAGACCAAAAUACAAUUAUAUAUUUCUUUAAUUUGAAUUAAUGUCAAUCUUUUGUUUUUCUGAUGUGGAAGGUAGGGGUUGCUGGAAGUUGAGAAGCUAAUUUCAGUCUUCAAGUUGUAAAAUUUUGGUUCUAGUAAAUUGUUUAUUUACAUCAGUUUAAAAUAAAACCCAUGCAAGUUAACACCAAAAUCAAUCCACGGUUUUGGUUUAUGCAAUGUCUCAUUUAUGCUGCAUUUGCAGAGGGAAUUACUUAUUGACUAACAUAUGAAUCACUUUACAACUUUGACUUUUCAACAAAAUACACAUCUUACAAAACUGAUUUUUAACAAAUUUAUUAAAUUGGUCCACAAGAUAUAGGUGCAGAAUUUGGCCAUGUGGUCCAUCAAAUCUGUUCUGACAUUUGAUAUCAACUGAUUUAUUUUCUCUCUCAGCCCCAUACUCCUGGUUAUCUCUCUAUAACCUUUGACACCCUUACCAAUCAAGAACCUAAUAACCUCUGCUUUAAGACUUGGUCUUUGUCGCCAUUUCCAUCUGGGGAAACAAAUUCAAUCGAUUCACUAUCCUCGUGGCUAAAGAAAUCCCAAAUAACUUAAGGAUGAUUCCUCCAAAGCACAAGCUUUAAUUAUAGUCAACAAAGAUAAAUUGAACUUCUGUCUUGGUAAGAAAUAUUCAGAAACUAGGAACAUUAAUUGUUAAUAUUAGUCUUGAAGAAUCACUACUGUUUGUUUCCAUUAAAACUAAUUUUAAGCUUAUUUUUGUAGGAGUAGUUUGAUUACACAAUUCGGAAUAAAUUGGAUAAAGGAAUUUUGUAUUAAAAUAUUGUUUCUCUUGAAUUACCUGAAAUUGUAUAGUAAUGUAUAGUAUUUGUUUCUGAAUGAUAAAACCAACUUGUAUUAGUUACCAAUGAUCCAUGCAGAUUGUCAAAAAUUGCUACCAAAAUGCAUAUUUACUUGACCCCAGUACUAAAAAAAUUAUCAAAUGCACUCAGAAUUGAAUGUUUCCAAAAAGUCAGUGUCCCUUGAUUUGUCCUGUUGUAAUCUUGUAAACAAGUGAAUUUGAGUAACUUUUUGUAAAAUGUUGUGCAUUUAAACAAAUAUUACUUUAAUUUUAAUAACUCCAGAGUUAAAUGUUAUUCCAUUGCCAGUGUGCUGAUGAUCCUGUUAAAAUUUGUAGGUUUAAUCAAGAGGCAGCAAAGUAUAAAACCUGCUGUUGUGUCAUGUUUGAGUUGAGUAGAAACAAGUAGUUUUGUAAUUCUUCAAAUAAAGCUCCAGGUUUCAAUGAUUGAGUUCAUUAGCUUUUGCUUUUUCUGUUGACAAAGAAACAUAAGUUAGGAUUUUCAGGACAGUUUUAGCUUGGAAUUAGAUUGAUUGAUAUUUGUAACCUAUAAUUCACUCAGUUACUACACAUUAUUUUCUUUUGACUUUCCCAAUACUUGCAUGUUAGACUAUCAUUCCAUUACAAAAUGUCAGUUCUAUUUGCCUGAAUUUUCAGUUUUGCUAAUAAAAUUGAGGUUCCAUAAGCAAUUUCA
Molecule: messenger RNA, 5380 nt
Organism: Hypanus sabinus (Atlantic stingray)
Lineage: Eukaryota; Metazoa; Chordata; Chondrichthyes; Myliobatiformes; Dasyatidae
Product: matrin-3-like
Exons: 16
Coding region: 324-3257 (977 amino acids)
Cellular component (GO): nucleus
Molecular function (GO): zinc ion binding; RNA binding
Source: RefSeq, a predicted model, not a curated record